Molecule: messenger RNA, 1041 nt
Organism: Metschnikowia bicuspidata var. bicuspidata NRRL YB-4993
Lineage: Eukaryota; Fungi; Ascomycota; Pichiomycetes; Serinales; Metschnikowiaceae
Exons: 1
Coding region: 1-1041 (346 amino acids)
Biological process (GO): anaphase-promoting complex-dependent catabolic process; positive regulation of anaphase-promoting complex-dependent catabolic process; positive regulation of ubiquitin protein ligase activity
Cellular component (GO): anaphase-promoting complex
Molecular function (GO): ubiquitin ligase activator activity; protein binding; anaphase-promoting complex binding
Source: RefSeq, a predicted model, not a curated record
AUGCGCGAGCUCCAGUACCUCGUGACGUACAAUUUGGUGAACAACUUCUACUUCAACUUGGUGUCGUGGUCGCCGCUCAACAACGCCAUUGCCAUAGCCAUCGACAGCAAGACCUACUGGUGGGACGGGUCCAGCCAGGUGCGGGACAUGAACAUCCAGCGCCCAGGGUUGGCCCCGGUGUCGUGCGUGGCGUGUUCGAACGGAGACGCAGUGGCCAUUUCAUUUUCCGACGGCUUCUUCGGCGUGUACCAGAUCACCCAGAAGCGGCGCCCGGCGUCUCGCCAGUUCAGCGCGUCUGUCCAGUGCGUGGAGUGGUUCCCCGACGGCAAGCGCCUCUUCACCGGCGACCUGACGGGAGCUGUGUGCUUGCUUGCGUACGACGGCUCGGCACUCCGCAUGCUAUGCCACUUCCCCGGGUUCACGCAGCAGAUCUGCGGCUUUUCGCUCAACAGGGACUGCUCACAGGUCGCCGUGGGCGCCAACGAGAACUUGGCCAUCGUGUGGGAUAUCUCCACCGCCACAGAGCCGCGGGAAAUGUGCCGCCUCCCCCACAUGUCCGCCGUCAAGGGGAUUCUGUUCUGCCCCUGGGCCCCGAGCUUGUUGGCCACCGGCGGCGGCAGCAACGACCGCCACUUGCGCUUCUGGCACACGGGCAGCGGCGCGCUCCUCCAAGAGAUCGACACCAAGCGCCAGAUCACCUCGGUGUUCUGGAGCUCGUUCUACAAAGAGCUAUUGCUUACGUUUGGGUUUCUGGCCACCGACGACCACGUGGCCGCGGCCAUCUACAAGUACCCGGGCUCCGAAAUCACGGCUCUCGCCCAAGUGCGCGAUCCGUUGCGGGCACUCAGUGCCACAAUGGCGCCGGACCAGACAAAAGUGGCCAUUGCUGCCAACGACGGCACCGUGCGAGUUUUUGGGCUCUGGAAUGAGCGGCCCUAUGCAUUGACCGAGGCCCCGGCUUCGGUCGCAGUAGGCAGCUACGGCAGCACCGUGGUGGAGAGCUGCGAAGGCAUCGAUCUCCGGGGGCCUUCAGUGAGGUGA